This is a messenger RNA of Trichoderma aggressivum f. europaeum, 333 nucleotides long. RefSeq lists its product as uncharacterized. Gene Ontology annotation, cellular component: mitochondrial outer membrane. NCBI's taxonomy places the organism in Eukaryota, Fungi, Ascomycota, Sordariomycetes, Hypocreales, Hypocreaceae. Gene Ontology annotation, biological process: mitochondrial outer membrane translocase complex assembly; protein insertion into mitochondrial outer membrane. The record is from RefSeq and is a predicted model, not a curated record. The transcript is spliced from 2 exons. Bases 1 to 333 code for a protein of 110 amino acids.
AUGUCCACCGACGAUCUGAGCACCCACCUGGCCGACUCCGGCAUCACCAUGCGGUCCGACAGCGAGCAGUACUCUCCGGGCGACGAGGUCUCAUCACCCUCGUCAUCGAACUCGCCCGUUAUUCUCUACAAGCCCCCAACAGCAUGGAGUCUGAUACGGAGCGCCGCCAUCAACCUGGUUCUGCCAUUUAUCAACGGCAUGAUGCUGGGAUUUGGAGAGCUGUUUGCUCAUGAGGCAGCAUUCCGGUUUUCCCUCUUUCUCGAAGACGAGCCCACCCCAUUGGCCCAGGCAUCGAAGUCCGUGAACGACGAGAGCGACCUGGGCCUUCACUAA